GUCCUAGGUGUCCCUGCCACCCCCGCAGCUGGGCUAAAAGUUUUCUUCUUAUCAGGAGUUCAGGACUCCGAUGUGCCUGCCCAGGAGGCGAGUUGCCGGAUGACUGUGGGCAGAGGCUGGCGCCCCACCCCUAUCCUGGGCCAGGGUCACCCAAGGCCCCACCUGCUCAUUUCCUCUGGUGGCGCCGCUGCCGCUGCCCUGGGCUCCCGGUGGGACUCAGCUUCCCUGUCUGUGAAGUGGGUGAAGGGAACCGAGGACGGGCGCCAGGGCUUCCCCAGGUUCAGGGGCUGCGGGAUGUUCCUCGUGGGGGUCCCAGGCCUGACCACAGCCCCAUCAUCUUAUCCUGGGCAGCUCCCUGUGCCUGAGAGCCCAGGGGAGGAGCCGGUGAGGGAAAUCCUGGGCCACUGCACCUGCCCAGACCAGUUCCCCAUGAUCAAGGUCUCCGAGGGGAAGUACCGCGUGGGAGACUCCAGCCUGCUCAUCUUUGUGCGGGUGUUGAGGAGCCAUGUGAUGGUGCGUGUGGGUGGAGGCUGGGACACGCUGGAGCACUACCUGGACAAGCAUGACCCCUGCCGCUGCUCCGCUGCCGCCCACCGCCCGCCCCAGCCCAGGGCCCGCACCUUCUCCCCCCAGAGAGUGUCUCCCACGCCCAGCCCCCGCCCUGGCAGCCCAGUCCCUGGGAGUGAACGCUGGAGCUCCCGGCCUGAGGUGACUCCCAUUAGCUUCCGAAGCACAAAGGAGGGGUCCGAGACCCCGCCCAGCCCCAGUCCGGAGUUGGGCGCCACGCCGGCCAGCGUCUUCCGCACACCCCUACAGCUGGACCCGCAGCAGGAGCAGCAGCUGUUCCGGCGCCUGGAAGAGGAGUUCCUGGCCAAUGCGCGUGCCCUUGAGGCUGUUGCUAGCGGGACCCCCACUGGACCGGCCCCUGACCCGGCCCGGGCCCCAGACCCUCCAGCUCCUGACUCAGCCUACUGCUCCUCCAGUUCCUCCUCGUCGUCCCUCAGCAUCCUAGGUGGCAAGUGUGGCCAUCCUGGGGACUCUGGCCGGACGGCCAAUGGGCUGCCGGGGCCCCGCAGCCAAGCCCUGUCCAGCUCCUCUGAUGAAGGCAGCCCCUGCCCUGGAAUGGGGGGGCCGCUAGAUGCACCUGGGAGCCCCUUGGCUGGCCCAGAACCCUCGAGGACCUGGGCACGGGGUCGGGUGGACACACAGCCUGACCGUAAGCCUUCCCGCAUUCCCACGCCUCGGGGUCCCCGCCGCCCAUCUGGACCCAUGGAGCUCGGAGCCUGGCACGCCCUGCACUCCGUCGCCCCAAGGGCCGAGCCAGAUUCCUGGAUGUGAUGGACCGGCCAAGCUGCCCCCAGACCCCAUUCCUCCUCCUUUUCCUUUGUGGCCUUAACCCCGUCUGCAUCAGGGAGCCCCCUCCGCCUCUUGAGUACCAGACCUCACGGGACCAGACCCCUUGGGACCACAUGGCACAGUGGGACCACUGUUGAACAUUCCGGUUGGGGGAUGAGUGUUGCUAUUUAAUUACUAAUAUUAUUGAAUGCCUUAGAGGAGGCCGAGCCAGCUCGGUGUCCUGCGAACCUGUGGCCCAGCAGAGCCUCUGACAGUAAAAGUUUGCUCCAGC
Molecule: messenger RNA, 1627 nt
Organism: Carlito syrichta (Philippine tarsier)
Lineage: Eukaryota; Metazoa; Chordata; Mammalia; Primates; Tarsiidae
Product: GAS2-like protein 1
Exons: 6
Biological process (GO): protein localization to microtubule plus-end; microtubule bundle formation; regulation of microtubule polymerization or depolymerization
Cellular component (GO): cytoplasm; microtubule plus-end; stress fiber
Molecular function (GO): actin filament binding; microtubule binding; cytoskeletal adaptor activity
Source: RefSeq, a predicted model, not a curated record